Acipenser ruthenus (sterlet) is the source of this 1383-nucleotide messenger RNA. Its product is annotated as natterin-3-like. The transcript is spliced from 3 exons. The record is from RefSeq and is a predicted model, not a curated record. Lineage: Eukaryota; Metazoa; Chordata; Actinopteri; Acipenseriformes; Acipenseridae. The coding region runs from base 17 to 1231 and encodes 404 amino acids.
AGUGGAGUAGUGCAAGAUGAAGCCAGUACUGUUGGUUGUCCUUGCUCUUACGCAGCUGAGUGUAAAAUGUGUCCAUCCAUCAUCAGCUCCACCCAAUAGCUUGAAGGAAAUUGUUGAGGAGGCAGCAAAAACGAAACCAGGACCAAUUCUCAACCCCAGUCUUGAGGGAAUCGUGCCAACACUUGUCCUCAACUCUGCAGAAGAACAUGGGGUUCUGGCUGAGCUUCUGGAGCAGAAUUGGGAGAAGUCUCAUUCUAUAUUUGGUGACAACAUUAAUCUGAAAUGGGUUAGUUGGAACGGGACAAUGCCUAAUGGAGCAAUGUCAAUCUGGAACGGGUAUGCUGAACGGGUAGACUAUGUCUGUAAAUUCAACUGUGAAGCUGGCUUUUACAACCCAAGUAAAGGCCCAUACUGUCGGUAUCCUUAUGCUGAUAAAGAGUAUUAUGCCCCUAAUUUUGAGCUACUGGUCAAUCAGGACCACUUUGAAUUUGUAGAGUGGAUUGAUGGAUCAUAUGGUUCUGUUCCAACAAAUGCCAUCAAAACCUGUUCAGGGGUUGGUAUCUAUGUAGGAAAGAAUAAGUAUGGCUUAGGAAAGGUAGCCACUCAGCAUGAAGCUUUCUUCCUGCCAUGGGAGGGUGACGAGUACUGGUACAAGAAAUAUCAAGUUCUUUCCAUCAAUAGAGAAUCCUACAGCCAGCAUAUAUCCCAUGUUGAGUAUGGAAUAGACCAGAUAGAGCUGUUCCACCACCCUCCUGAAACAUUAAGAUUGUCCUCUGUCACCAACAACGAAUGUCAAACUGUGAAAAAGACAGUUAAUAUAGAAAAAACCACUGAAAUGGAGACUAGCUGGGAUAUAGGCCGCUCAACUAUGCUUGGCAUAACUUCCGGUAUCAGUACAAAAAUUCCCCUGAUCGGUUCUGCGUCUGUGGACUUCACAGCUGAGAAAACAUUUCAGUUUUCUAAAGGCACUGCAAUUGUAGAGUCCAUUAGUCAUUCAAUCUCCCUUGAAAUAAAUAUACCACCCAAUCACUCAUGUACAAUGAGGAUGGAAGGUAAAAAGAUUACUGCCGAUAUUCCCUUCAUAGCACGACUGAGCCGCACAUACGUAAAUGGAGAUACUCACUGGACCACCGUUGCAGGAAAGUACAAUGGUGUGCAGAUAGGGGAGCUGAAAGCAGUGGUAGAUCGAUGCCAACCCAUAGCUGAUGCUGAACCAUGUCCAAAUGUUUAAUCAGAAAGACAACUUUCACAACUUUGGAAACUUUAAAUUGUUAUUUACACAAUCUUUGUACUUCUACAAACCUUGUACAUGUAAUUUCAUUUUACUGAUGUUUGAAAAUGUACCAGUGGAAUGCACAUAUUGAACACAUAAAUAAACUUAAU